Messenger RNA from Pistacia vera, 763 nucleotides. RefSeq names its product phospholipase SGR2-like. The record is from RefSeq and is a predicted model, not a curated record. The transcript has 7 exons. Gene Ontology annotation, molecular function: metal ion binding; glycerophospholipase activity. Bases 9 to 431 code for a protein of 140 amino acids. NCBI's taxonomy places the organism in Eukaryota, Viridiplantae, Streptophyta, Magnoliopsida, Sapindales, Anacardiaceae. Gene Ontology annotation, cellular component: cytoplasm.
UUGAAGAGAUGCUGGUUUGUCGUCAAAUGUUCAACAUUUUUCACCCAUAUGAUCCUAUAGCAUAUAGAGUAGAACCACUUGUUUGUAAAGAGUUCCUCACCGUACGUCCAGUUAUUAUCCCUUACCAUAGAGGUGGAAAGAGGCUGCAUAUAUGGGUUCUAGGAAUUUACUUAAGAUGUAGCUGCUCGUUCUCAGGCAAUAGUGGACCAAUUCAACUCUAUAAGGUGGCAGAAAAUGCCAAAGAAAGAGAAGAAAGAUCAUAUGGUGUUAUAAUGAUGGAGAGGCUAACUGGAAGUGCAGAAGGAUGGAUAGAUCACAUGCUUCAGAAAUUAUUGGAGGGAUUACGACACCGCCCUUUUCAUAUUGAAACACUUGUAUCGAGAUAUACUCGAAGACCUGCAUCUUCAAGUAAAGGCAACUCAAAGACCUAGAGUGCUUCCAUCGGUUGGUCUGAUCAAAGAGAGACAGCAGAAGAAGAACUUCCUCUGACAUUCUCUGACAGAAUGAUGGGUAGGACGCCUUCUCUCCCUCUCUUAUUUUUAUUUCCGGAGAGUAGAAGGAAAUAGCAUAAUAGCUUGCUUUUAUUCUUCAAAUGUACUUUUGAUAAGAAAACUUUCCUCACUAAACUUAACAUGAAGAUGCAAUGGGUGUAGAAGCAAGUACUUGUGGUCUAUACAGAGGGUUUCUGCGAGCUACUGGUUCCAAAUCUCCCUAAGAUCGACACCAGAUUGAAUCAGUAGUAUCAACUAAGUUUCGCCAGAAU